Molecule: messenger RNA, 3597 nt
Organism: Spinacia oleracea (spinach)
Lineage: Eukaryota; Viridiplantae; Streptophyta; Magnoliopsida; Caryophyllales; Amaranthaceae
Exons: 2
Coding region: 1260-2906 (548 amino acids)
Molecular function (GO): nucleic acid binding
Source: RefSeq, a predicted model, not a curated record
GUCAACUCCUCCAUCCUCCAUGUCUCUCUAUUUCUUCUUGUGUGUGAAUUGUGAUCUCAUCUUGAAGAGUUCAAAAAUAAAUGGAGGCUCAUCCUAAUUCUUCAAAAGAUGUUAUUAAUCUGCUUGACUUUGCUCCUAAUCUUGUUCCUGCAACAACCAUUUUACUAUUUUAGGUGUUUUUACGGCUGCCUCGAUCGCUGUUUUCUCCAUUUCAUGGAUUCUCUCUGCAGGGUUAUUUUCGAAGACAACAAAACUUGAAAAGUUGCUCAUAUGUUGGUUUACAUACAACGGUCUAUUGUGUAUGAUUUCUACAAGGACACGACCGGAUCUUUCUUGGCUGAAAUCUGUACGCCUCUUUGUUAUUCAUCAAUCAUCAUUUACUGCUCCCUCCGUUUUUUCAUUACAACACAUAACCUUUAACUUGUGCACUUGUUGAAUUUUAAAUCGAACUUAUGAUAUGUAUAAUACAAGUAGAUAACAUCAUCCCUAUUUAAAUAUGUCGAAAUAGUAAAACAAUACUAAUAGCUUGCCUUUAGAGAAUUGAAAUCUAAACAAUAAUGCCAAAGUAAAGGAAAUAAUCAUAUAAAAUAGUGUAUUUUAAUUAAAUUUGAGGAAUUGAUAUAAUAUCUGCAUAAACAGACACAUGCUAGAUAUAGAAUUAAAAUUACAAAUUAUUAAUAAUUAUGAUAUGAACACUCUAUAUUACUCCCUCCAUUUCUAAAUGUUGUAUCCAUUUGGAAUCUUGGGGGGUUUUUAAGAAAAAUAGAAUCUUGGUUUGUAUGGGUAUAAGUGUAAUGAUUGGGUGUAAGAGAAAUGAUUGUGUGUAAGAAUGUGUAAGAGAUUCUUUUUUAAAGAUUAAAGUAAGGAGAGAGAAAAUAUUAAAGAAUUAUGGGAAAGGGGAUAUUUUCAUUUAAUUAAUCAAAAAUCAGAAAAAAUCUGAUUGAAGUGGGGACCAAAGUACAUGAGGUGGAUUUAUUUCAUCCAAUGAGAUUACAGCAACAGAAAAAAACGGAGGGAAGACUUCCCAAAUUGGGAAAGUCCACUUCCCUUUUUACACUUCCCUCCAAAAACAGAAAUUUACCAAAAAGUUUUCCCUCCAAACUUUUUCCCUCCAAACUUUAUACAUUUACCACCCUUUAUAAAUAGGGGACAAUUUCUACCCAAAAACCCUCAUAAAUUCCAACUGUUUUAAUAUCAGUUACAACAACAAAAAACCAAAGGCAAUAAAUGCACUACAAUUAAUCAGCAAGGGGACAUUAAUGGCUUCAGAUCAAGAGGAGGACGAGUUCCUCGGUUUUUCCGAUGAUGAAGGAGACGGCACGAACUCUGAUUCAGAUUAUGAUGAUGAUGAAGCAACCCAAAAUGCUGUAAGUGAAGUAAAUGCUCAUCAAAUAGGGGACUUUGAGCAAAAUCAACAAUUGCCAGAUCUGAAUGAAGUGGGACAAGAAUAUGCACAAGAAUGUGAAGUGGGACCACAGCAUACAUCAGGUAUAUCAGAUAACCACUCAGUUCCAUUUUUGUUUGAUUUGAACAUGCCAACACAACAAGAGUUCCCACCAUCUCCAAUUCAUCAAACAGAAACAGAGCAAAAUCAUCAUAAGCCUAGAACCCCAAGGAUUAACAACGAAUUAAGGUUGGAAAUCUUGUUGUUCCUUCUCUUAAGAAAAGAAAAGCAUUCAGAUGAACUCAUUCAUGGGACAAAUAGGCAGGCUGUUAUAAAGUUUGGUUACACAAGGAAGACAAUUAGACUAAUAUGGCAGAGAGCAUUGGCACAUAAGGCAGCCAUGGAUUCGUAUUUCUAUGAUAGCAAAUAUCACAACUGUGGGAGGAAGAGAAUUCAAGUAACAUAUGAGUCUAUAGCCUCCAUAGCCAUGGGGGAUAGAACAACCAUUAUUGAUCUAGCAAGGAUGCUCAAUUUGAGUCCCACAACAGUUUGGAGAAUGGUGAAAAGAAAACAGAUAAAACCACAUUCAAGUCCAUUGAAUCCAGGCAUUUCAGAAGAAUGCAAGAUGGCAAGGAUGAAGUGGGUACUUGGUCUCUUAAUGGACUACUCAAUACCAAAUGAUCCCACAUAUUACAGCAUGUAUGAUUUCAUUCACAUCGAUGAGAAAUGGUUCUAUCUUACACAAAAAAGUCAAAGAGUUUAUUUAGCAAACAAUGAACCAUUUCCACACAGGAAGGGAAAAUCAAGAACUAAGAUUCCAAAGUUCAUGUUUAUGGCAGCAGUAGCAAGGCCAAGGUGGGGACAAGAUGGGCAGUGUGAGUGGGAUGGGAAACUUGGUAUAUUUCCAUUCCCAGAUGCAGUGGCAGCAAAGAGAACAUCCAAAAAUAGAGUCAAGGGGACAAUUGAGACUAAACCAAUCAAGUCAGUUAAUCCGAUUGCAACCAGGGCCAUGCUAAUCAACUACCUAAUCCCAGCAAUUAAAGAGAAAUGGCCACCACAUGAGGGGGAAAGGGUGAUAUACAUCAUUCAAGACAAUGCAAAGGCACACAUUUUGCAAAAUGAUCAAGAAUGGCAGCAACAUUACAAGCAAGAUGGCUUCACAUUGAUAUUGACUCAGCAGCCAGCAAACAGUCCAGAUUGUAACAUAUUAGACUUGGGGUUCUUUAGGUCAAUUCAAUCACUAAUGCACAAAAAGAUGCCUAAAACAGUUGAAGAUUUAAGUGGUGCUGUGACUGAGGCAUAUAAUGAACUGCAUGCAAAGACUCUAUCUAAUGUGUGGAUGUCACUUCAAUAUGUUGGAAAUGAAAUUUUGAAACACAAGGGGGACAAUGACUACCAACUCCCACACAACAAGAAAAAGAUUUUAGAAGAUGAGGGGAAUCUGCCAGAACAAGUUAAGGCCCCAAGGUGGGCUGUGAAUGAAUGCAAACAACUUGUUGAUGAAUGGAGAGCAAAUCAGUGAAGUAUAGAGCAAGAACGAGAGAUUACUUUUUGUGUUUUGGGAACAUGUUUUAAAAGUUACAAGAGCAAACAAAAUGUCACUUUUGUAAGCUUGAAUGAAAGCAUCACAUGUAUUUAAAACAUUUUGGAAGCAACAUAUCAACUGGAAGAAUGAAUGAAUCAAUUUGUUGUUGUUAAUCUUUAGUUUUUGUUCAUCAUACUCACAUAUUUGUAGUUAUUCAUGUACAUUGCAUAUUAACAUAUGAUUUCAGGAUUAUUCAAAAUCAUAAGGGAACAUGUACAUUGCAUAUUAACAUAUGAUUUCAGGAUAAGUCAAAAUCAUAAGGCAACAAUGCACAAGGCAAUAUGAACAAGACAGCAUCAACAAGGCAACAAUAACUAGGCAGCAAUGCACAAGGCAAUAUGAACAAGACAGCAUCAACAAGGCAACAAUAACUAGGUUAUCACAAUCAUAGUUUAGUUUUUGUUCAUCAUAUUCACAAUCAUGUUUCUUAUUUGUAGUUGUAAUUGAAACACAAAACACCAAUGUAAUGAGUCAGCCAUUCCUUAAACCAUUAAGGGGACAACUUUAUGUUUUCAAGGCAACACAUGAAUUCAUUUUCAAGCCAAGGCAAAGCAUGGGGACAUGUUGUUCUCAGUUUGUAUGUGUUCAUCAUCAUUGAAUCCUAAACUUUAAUAUCCUCCUCCCAAAU